Molecule: messenger RNA, 288 nt
Organism: Fusarium proliferatum ET1
Lineage: Eukaryota; Fungi; Ascomycota; Sordariomycetes; Hypocreales; Nectriaceae
Exons: 1
Coding region: 1-288 (95 amino acids)
Source: RefSeq, a predicted model, not a curated record
AUGUACAACACUAUCUCGCCUGAUGUGGUUACAUUUGCACUCGCAUCUCCAUCCACGCUGAUGCUGGCUUUGGACGAGUUUCCCCACUUCCAAGGGAUGGAUGUGCUGCACGACACAGGAGAUCGCGGGAACCGACGAAUGAGGUGUUGCGGCCUUUCAGGCACCACGCAGACACUUUCACUUUUUGCAUUUCAAUGUUGGGGACACAAAGAUGGUGACUAUAAAACCGAGUCGUUCCGAUUCCAACGGGUUUAUAAUUACUCAUCAAGUUUCACUGCUUGUCCUUGA